Messenger RNA from Oppia nitens, 2940 nucleotides. RefSeq names its product homeobox protein 2-like. The record is from RefSeq and is a predicted model, not a curated record. Bases 397 to 2790 code for a protein of 797 amino acids. The transcript is spliced from 6 exons. NCBI's taxonomy places the organism in Eukaryota, Metazoa, Arthropoda, Arachnida, Sarcoptiformes, Oppiidae.
UUUGGUUUGGUAGUAAAACUACAAUACCUUUCAAUUCCUGUAAAAGACUUGUUUUGAAAAGUUUUUUCAAUAUUUUAUUUGAGUUUAGGGUUUAAUAUUAAGCCUUAUAUUUCAAGUAUUAUUAGUAUUAUAUGUAUUACUAACAGGUAUUGAACACUGGGUUGGAGUUUAUGAGGGACUGGUGGCUGAGGCACAGGUAGGACUGGCUCUCAUUAACUGUAAAUAAAUGGCUGCGAGCUAUGAGUUGUUGUAUCAAAAGAACAGUCCGAACAACGAUGUCUUUUAGAUCCAUGAGCUGAACAAUGUUAUGAGGGAUCAGUCAUAUGAUUACACAUUUUAACCACUGUUUCCUAAUACUCCCGAAGCCAUCAAUUAGAUGCCAAACAUCGACACGAUAUGUGGCGAAUCAAUUCAGUCGAAGAAAUCACUACCACAACCACUGAGUCCUAUUCCGAUGAAGACGAUGACGACCAACACUAUCAUCCUUAUCGGUCACUCAACUUCAAUGAUAAACCUAUUAAAGUGCCAUUUCCUGAGGCCGGUGUCGAUAUCAUUGAUAUCAACUAUGAAGACCUUUUGCUCAAUAAUGAUAGCGAUCUGACACAUGAAAGUGGUAUCAAAUGUAUUGAAUGCCAGAACUGGGAGGAGAACUGGCUUUUCAAGAAAGGCAAACGAUAUGAUAAUAAGUCAAAUAUAAUGUAUGGAUAUAUGGCUAUGAUUUUAGCCGAACUACCCGUUUGUAUGUUAGUCCCGAAUCCAAUCGAUAAGUUGCGAACAUUGGUUGGCAAUAAAGAUAUCGACGAAUUGUCGGAUCUGUCGGAACACAAUUCUGUCGGAUCUCUUGAGUUUUCUGACGACGAAAGUGAUACUGAAGACGAUGUGAUUAAUGAAAGUAAUGUUAACAACGACGUGACAACCAUUGACACCAAUGAUACCAACAAAAGUGAAUCGCAAACCAAAUCAUUUGAUAAUGAAUGUAAUGAAAGAAAAAUAGUUGUCAUUUGCAAAGUAGUCAACACUACUACUAAAGAGUAUAAUAAUAACACAAAACCCACCGAAACAACAGUCAAUAAGGAGGAGAAGCCAAUCGUGAAAACGGUUACAAAAGUGCCUAAUUAUCUGCCAAAAGAGUUAAGAAAUACUUCAAGCGAUGAUAAGAGUGACCCAUAUCUGGUGCUAAGACCCGGUGACGCCAGUGUUCACUCGGGAAUAACUGUGCAAUUCUGCUGUCGCGCCAAAGGGUCCAAACCUCUGCUUUAUUCGUGGUUUAAAAACGACGUUAUUCUAAAUUCAGACAAAGAUUUUCAUAUUUUUCAGAGCGGAGAGGAGUCUAUCCUCGAAAUUAUGAAUACCAGUCCCAACUUCAGUGAUCAGUAUUCAUGUGUUGCAUACAACAGCUUUGGCUAUCAAUGGUGUGACUUUGUUCUUGAAGUCAAAAAUAUUAAUUUUUUAACUAAUAAAAUGCCGAUUAAAUUGAAAAAUAUUAGACAACAAAAUAUUGUUAAUUGUGAGGCUGUUAUUAAAUCAGACGCCAAUAAAAUAACUACUAAUCCAAAGCAUGACAAACAAAAAUCGCGUCCAAAAGUUAUUCAGCGAACUUGGAGUGAAAGAGUCGCUGAAUUGCAAAAUAUUAGACAUUACUUCUCAAGAGCUCAGGAUAAUCACGAUAAUCAACCCAAUAAUGAUGAGACCGGUGACAUACCUGAGCCAUUGGCACCACAAAUGUCUUGUGCUAUUGCUGAGAGGGAACAUAAAAAAUGGGAAAAUCCAGACAUCGAUUGGAAGGACAAUCCGUAUUCAAUUGAAAAUCUUAAUUCUCGAAUUCAACAAAGAAGUAUAUCAUUAAGUUUAGCAAACGAGUCAUCCAUUGAAAAAUCAGAUGAUAAUAAUGAAGAUAAUAAUAAUAAUGAUAACUUAGAUGAAAAUGAAGACAACAUUUCUUUUUUGUCUUCUACUUCUAAGGAUGUAAAUCGAUAUAAGAAAGACUAUUAUGUGAAACAAUUAAAUAAUAAUAAUAAUAAAGAAGAAACUUUGAGAUCAUUUGAUGAAAAUGAAUAUUCAAAUUCAAAAUAUUUUGAAUUACCUGCAAAACAACAAACUAGAAAAUCAUCUGAAGAUAUGUCAUCACAGAUGUCUUCAAUCACAUCAAAUGGCAAGACAUCGGCAGAAACGGAGAGUGAACUCAUUUAUUCAGAUUGUGAUCAAAAAAACAUACCGUCGGUUAAAGAUUUGGUCAACAAGUUCUCGUUUAGUGACCAACGAAAUCAUAGGACACCAAAACUGUUUGAUAUUAAAAGAAAAAACAGUUUCACAGAUAUUAAACUCAACCACAUCUCUAAAAAUACUUCACAAUCUAAUAAUUUCACGGUACACAGUCUUACCGCAAGAAGUAUGACCAGAGAGUUCCGUCAGCGGUCACAGUUGAAUGUCCCGCGAAGUCAACUCAACAGAAUGGAUAUCAAUAGCCAUAAUAACAGAAAUGUUAAUUUCGUUGAAAGCGAAUCCAGUAGUCCUUCAACUCCUUGCAGUCCUACUAAUGAUGGAUAUACUUCAGAUGACAGUAGUAUUAUAUCGAGUAAUGGAAAUUUGUCUUCAAAUGUGGUCAACGAUACCACUGGUAAUGGUAUCGCAUGUCAUAAGAAUAAUCUCAUUCAUGCAAAUAAUGAUCGAAAAUAUAGUCCAUCGAUACUAAAGAGAGCCACUUAUUGGCAAAAGAGAUGUGAAAAUGGAUUGCUUUCCGAUUAUUCAGUCGCUGAAGAGUUUCCUCCAAUGGAGUCAUUUGUCGAUUAAACUGUUAAAUGUUUUUAAUAUAUAAACGCCUUAUUUAUUAAAUUUAUUCAAGAGAUAUCAUUAUAUAGUUGUUAACUUAAUUACAGUAUUAAAUUGUAUUAAGGCUUCAUUUUUGCCAUAAUAUCCAUUAAUGCAUAAUAAUUGCCAUCA